Cimex lectularius (bed bug) is the source of this 1893-nucleotide messenger RNA. Its product is annotated as innexin inx3. The record is from RefSeq and is a predicted model, not a curated record. Gene Ontology annotation, cellular component: plasma membrane; gap junction. Gene Ontology annotation, molecular function: gap junction channel activity. The coding region runs from base 240 to 1418 and encodes 392 amino acids. NCBI's taxonomy places the organism in Eukaryota, Metazoa, Arthropoda, Insecta, Hemiptera, Cimicidae. Gene Ontology annotation, biological process: phototransduction. The transcript is spliced from 6 exons.
CUAGAUUUUGUCCCGGACUGUAGUCGUACUGGCACCCGACGCCGGUGUACACCGUCGACUUCUCCCAGUGUAAAAAAAAGGAUAAAAGGGGCAAAAAGAUAGGUUGAGAGAGAGAAAAAGAAAAAAAAAAAAGGUUGCGUGUCUAGUGUUCAUGCGUCUGAGGAGGACCAAGUUUAAACCGGAGGAAAAAUAAUUCUUCAAAGGAAAACAGGGAAAAAACACAACAGACAAAGUUUAUAAUGUCUGUCUUCGCUCUCGUCUCCGCGGUCGCGGGUUUCGUCAAGAUCCGCUACCUCGUCGAGAAGGCGGUCAUAGACAACAUAGUCUUCAGGCUCCACUACAGGGUCACAUCGGCGAUACUCUUCCUAUGCUGCAUAUUGGUCACGGCCAACAAUCUGAUCGGUGACCCGAUAUCUUGUAUCACAGAUAGGGCGAUACCGACCCACGUUAUAAACACGUUCUGUUGGAUAACGUACACUUUCACACUUCCAGGGGUUAAGGGGAAGAUCGGAAGUGCCCUGGCGCACCCCGGCGUUGCUAAUACUCUGCCCGGCUAUGACAAACGUUUCCACGCCUACUACCAGUGGGUUCCGUUCAUGCUUUUUUUCCAGGGCGUUCUUUUUUACGUGCCCCACUGGAUUUGGAAGAACUUAGAAGAUGGUAAGAUAAGGAAUCUCACCGACGGUCUGCGAGGGGCGAAUGUAGUCCGUAGCCAGGACCAACAGGCAGCCAAGACGACACGCCUCGUCCAGUACAUCCACGAAUCCCUUCACAGGCACAAUGUCUAUGCUGCGGGCUAUUAUAUUUGCGAAAUCUUUAACUUCGCCAAUGUGAUCGGCAAUAUAUUCAUGAUCGACUCAUUCCUUGGAGGCGCUUUCAUGACUUACGGGACUGAGGUGAUUAAGUUCUCCGGACUCAACCAGGAACAGAGGACAGAUCCGAUGGUCGAGAUCUUCCCUCGUCUCACCAAGUGCACGUUCCACAAGUUCGGCCCGUCAGGCACGAUACAGAAGCACGACACACUCUGCGUCCUUGCUCUUAACAUACUUAAUGAGAAAAUCUACAUAUUCCUAUGGUUUUGGUUCAUCAUUCUGGCCAUACUGAGUGGUCUCGCCCUCGUAUACAGCACGGCGAUCAUACUACUCCCAUCCAUCCGGGAAAUGAUACUCAUCAGGAGGUUCAGAUUCGGUACGCCGACUGGCGUAUCCACUCUCAUCAGAAAGACACAGGUUGGCGAUUUCCUCCUGCUUCACUUUAUAGGCCAGAAUCUAAACAUGAUGUUAUUCGGUGAACUGCUCGACCAGCUUUCUCGCAAGCUCCACGUCGGUAACAACUUGCCGACCGCGCCGUCGACUCUUGAGCUCGCACCGAUUUACCCAUCGGGAAAGCUGAGACACCAUUUGGAGACAGAAGCCUGAUAAGUCACAGUUGGUUUUUUUUUAAAGAAAAAAGCCCUACGAUUUUUUUUCUUCUAUUUUUUACUUUAGACACUUAGAAUUUAUUAACUGUUAAGGAUAUAUUCCAAGAUCUUUUAAUUAUUCAACGAAUAUUGUGAGGAAGAGAGGAUGGGGGAGUAAAAAAAUAUUUAUAUUGAAUAUGCUGACUGAAAGAGGGCGAAAAAGAUAUGUCCAAACCCUCGUGCCAUAAGUCGAAGAAAAUUUUUUGUUGUAGUGUAAAUUUGUGAUAUGUAGAAAAUUUAUAAAAUAGUAAUAAUAAUUUUUAAAAAAAUUGUUCUAUUAGGAUUUAUUUAAGAUUAAAUUAUAUAUAAGGGGGAAAUAUCAUGUUUAUAAUAAUAAAGCAUAAAGGAAAAUCCUCUCGAUGGCACCGAUCAGUGCAUGUUCAAACACUUUUUGUUCUAAAUAUUCAUUUAUAUUUAUAAAAAUUUACACAAAA